This is a messenger RNA of Lottia gigantea (owl limpet), 3273 nucleotides long. RefSeq lists its product as hypothetical. The coding region runs from base 1 to 3273 and encodes 1090 amino acids. The transcript has 3 exons. NCBI's taxonomy places the organism in Eukaryota, Metazoa, Mollusca, Gastropoda, Lottiidae. The record is from RefSeq and is a predicted model, not a curated record.
AUGUCAACAGAAGAAGAAACCACAUUCUUCCACACUUUAUCUGACCAAUUAAAUAGACUUACAAAUUCGAUAUCAACUAAUGGGGUGGUAACAAUAAUAGACUCAUUUGAGGGGGACCCCAAAGCAUUUAGGGAAUGGACGAGAUCCAUUGAAAAGUAUGCGGUGUUAGCAUCCAUUCCAAACGAUAGGAUGAAAUUGAUCGCUUAUCAAACGAGUAAAGGGGUGGUGUCUAAUUUUAUUAGGCGCUAUCUCGAUACCCAUCCCGCAGCAGAUUGGCCUACGCUAAAGGAUGAACUCUCGGCACGCUUUGCAGAAGUAACUGAUGCACAACAUGCUUUCGCGUUACUCCGAAAAGUUAAACAAAAUCAUAAUGAAAACGUACAAUUUUUUGGUGAGCGACUUUUGGUAUUAGCAUCGGAAGCAUAUUCAGGAACAUCGUCGUUAGAAAUAGAAAGGCAACUAGUAGGGUUCUUUGUUGACGGAUUGAAAGAAAAUUAUUUAAAAUUGAAAAUUCUACGGGAAAAUCCCAAAACUUUGCAAUUAGCGGUGACCUUAGCUAUGAGUGAGCAAAAUUUGAGAACACGGUUCGCAUUAAGAACGGGAAGCAAUUUCCCGCGCAACGAAGAUAGUUCUAGCCGAGACGAACCCAUGGAGGUUGACCAUUUCAGACCCAGGAAAUGCAGAAUUUGCUAUAGACAUGGACAUGAGGCAAAGGAUUGCCGACGAAAACCUAACAAUAGACAGGUUAACAGUGCGGACACAUUUAGGGCAUCCCGUCCUCCAAUUAAAUGUUGGAGAGACCCAGUGUUACCGUUAGACAAUAUUCUCAAACCUAGACGUAAGUUUUUAGGUGAAGGUGAUUUCCAUCAGAUCGCACUGGAAAAUCAACAUCGUUCAUUCCUACAAGUUUAUAAAAAUGUCAAAAAGGCUAAGAAAAGACAGGCUAAAUAUGCAAAUAAAAAUACUAAGAACAUCGAAUUUGAAGUUGGUGACCCGGUCUAUUAUAAGAAUUUCUUAAGGAAGAAUAAACUUGAAGACCGAUGGACACCUUACUAUAGAAUUGUCGAAAAAACAUCUUCAGUAUCGUAUAGAAUUAAGAGUCAACUCACAGGCAAAACGACCAAAGCUCAUGCAGAGCAAUUACGGUUGGCUAAAAUAGACGAAUGGGACAUUCCAACUGAUGAACAAAGACUUAGACAGGCUAAGUAUGUAGAACCCCUCUCUGACUCGAGUUCUGAGGGCUCUGCUUCGGAGUAUUCCGAAAACGAUGAGUUACCCUUGGCUCAGUUAAUUAAAAAGUACAGACGUGUACGUGCAAACUCCUCCAGUGAGAGCGAUAUACCUCUCAUGGAAUUAGCUCAAAGGAUAAGAGCACAAGAUAACGAUGUUAUCGACGACAGUAAUGUAGAAAGUAAAUCGUCGUCAGAAAGAAUGCGUUGUAUUUGGUUAUUAUUAUUACCUGUUUAUGGUAUCACUGCGGCAACCAAGGUUUCUCAGAAUGUACUCUUUCGACCAGUACAUCAGGUAUCCACAAGUCGGUCCAAAUGGCGCUUGACCCUGGUCCAUGAUAUAACUCCGUUUAUGAAGUUCACCAGUGACCUUGCUACCGACAUAGGACGCACUCUACUCACUGUAGAUGAAAUUAUGACAAAUUAUUCUGCAGGGAACAAUAGCUUAGAAUACGAAAAUACGUUUAGCAAACUAAAAAUAGAGGUAAUAACUCUUCGAGAUGAAACAGAAGAUCUACUGGAUGGUGUGCAAGACUAUAGAGCACUGUCCAUGAAACAUGCUAGGCCAAGAAGAGCACUUAUUCCAUUUGUAGGAAAAGCAUUAAGUUGGUUGUUCGGUACUGUCAGUACCGAUGAUUUAAAUGUCAUUAGAAGUAAUAUCGAUAAGCUAGCUAAUAACCAACAAGCUAUUCAACAUGUAGUUGCUGAAAGUUUGUCUAUAUUAAAUGUAUCACGCUUACAUAUUUCAGAAAAUAGGCAACAAGUUAAUUUAUUAUCAGAUAGUUUACGAAACUUGGAUAUCAAGAUAAAAAACGUAGUUCGGCAAUUUAAAAAGAAACUAGUAAGUUUAGAGGGAUUUCUCCAUCUUUAUUUAAGAAUGAAAUUAGUUCUCGAUGACCUCAAAGACAUGUAUCUUAGAGCACAGAUGUACGCAUCGGAAAUCAAACUUCAACUUAACAUGCUUUCCUUAGGACAUUUGUCCCCAAGUGUAUUGAUUCCCGGAAGUCUCCGCAGACUAUUAAUCGAAAUUCAAAAGUCUAAAGCGACCUUUAAAAUGGUAGCCUCAUAUCGGCUCGAGGCUGAGGUCAUCGCAGUUAAUACUGAUAGAACAAAAUAUGCAAUUCUAGAUUCUGACGAAUUCACUAAAUGUUCAGACCCAUUGGCUGGAUUUUGCCAAAUUACAAGUCCUAUCUACCAUAUUAAUUUGUCACAACUCUGUAUAGUUGCCUUGUUUACGGAAAAUCGAGAGAAGAUACGCCAAUUAUGUAAAGUCUUUAUUAAGCCGAACUGUAUUUUACCGGUGGCAACAUAUUUAGCAAACGGUAUGUGGAUGGUUGUCACGCAACGACCAAUCCGAUUUUCAAUUGUAUGUCAUCAGACUAGUUUCGUACACCAGUCUGUCGUGAUACGGCCACCGAUACAAUCGAUCACCUUACCACAAUCAUGUAAGGCUCAAAAUGAUUUUCUAGAACUACCCGCACACUUUUCGAACGAAAGUUCAUACAUGGAUUCCACGUCCUUCCCAAACGUGACUGCUAUUUUUGAGAAAAGAAUUCAAGACCUUUGGCAACCUUAUAUCACCAAAUUCGAGAAUUACUCACUUACAAAAUUACCACCCAAAUUAGAACAUAUUACUGAUAUCCCAAUGCAGGAACUAACGUACGAAAUUGAAAAUUUACAGAAAUUAGAGCAGGAAGCUACAGAAAAAUGGCCACUUCGGAAAAUCGCUGCUAUUAGCAUAGCAGUAAUAACGGGUAUUUUGAUACUUUUUGUCUUUAUAAAAUAUUGUAUAGCUGGAAGAAUGGGGCGCAUAGGUUUCUGUCGGUUCUUCGGACUCGGACUGCUCAUGGGCGGGGGAACAAAAGGUCUUCCGAUGUGCAGUUGCGUACUAUACCUUCCGCUCCAAACGAUGAACCAACAUCUCGACCUGAUCCUACAGUUCCUCUACUCCCCAACAACAUGUACCCGCCGAUUCCUAGACCGAGGGAUGAUACUCCACCCCCAUCUGAUGAAUCCAGUCUCCCUGUACCUAAAGGAAGAAUGA